GAACAGAAGGAGCCUGACAGUCGAGCUCCGCCUCUUCCUCUCACUGUAAAGUCACUGUAAACUUACCAGAGAAUCAUCUCGGUCUGUCAGCUGCAGCCACUUGUCUGCCUCACACUUUGAAGACGCCUAAUCUUUCGGUCUGCUGCUAACGUCUCUUCUUGCUUAUUAAACGGUCAGGCAGCAGGAACAUGGCACCAAAGAGGCGCGCUGCAUCUGCUGCAAAGGCAGGUGGAAAGAAAGUCAAAGAGGAGCCUGAGACGUCAAAGCCCAAAGAUGCCUUCACCUCUGCCAAAGAGGCCCUCCUGGCUGCGGGGCCACAGGUCAAAAGCAAGAGGAAGGUGGAUGAGCACUGUCCACUGUCAUCUUCUGCAGAGGUCCACGAGGACUAUGACUGCAUGCUUAACCAGACAAAUGUUGGACAUAACAAUAACAAGUUUUAUGUCAUUCAAGUUAUUAAAGACAAAAAGAAAUACUACUCUUGGAACAGAUGGGGUAGAGUGGGAGAACAGGGACAACACAAACUGAACCCUUUUGAUGGGUAUGAGAAAGCUGUUAAGGACUUUGAGAAAAAGUUUAAGGACAAGACAAAGAACAACUGGAGCGACCGGGAGAAUUUUGUGUCCCACUCUGGGAAGUACACCUUAAUAGAGGUGGAUGGAGAGCAGGAUGCUGAAGUCAAGGUGGACACUGUUGACGGAAAGGCAGUUAGAGUCACUAAGAAUGUCCUCCCUUGCACACUCGACGACGCUACAAAGGACCUCAUCGCACUCAUUUUCAGCAAUGACAUGUUCAAAGAGGCGAUGGAAUGUAUGAAUUUAGACAUCAAAAAGAUGCCUUUGGGCAAGCUCAGUAAGUUACAGAUUGCAAAGGGCUUUGAGGUUUUGGAGGAGAUCGAGGCAGCUCUAAACCAAAACUGCAAAUCAAAGCACCUGGAAGAACUUUCCUCGAAGUUCUUUACCGCAAUCCCACACAACUUUGGCAGGACCAGGCCACCAGUCAUUGACGACAAAGAGAUCGUGGAGAAAAAGAAGGAGAUGCUCAUGGUGUUGGCUGACAUCGAGCUUGCCCAGACUCUGAAGUCAGAGACUGAGAAGGCUCAGGAUGAGAUGAUCGAAACAGUUCCUCAUCCACACGACCAAGACUACAAUUCUCUCAAGUGCAGGCUCACUCUGAUGGACAAAGACACGGACGUGUUCAAGAUCAUUGAAAAAUACCUCAAGGAGACUUCAGAUGGCCAUUACAAACCAAAAAUCAUCAAUGUUUGGGAAGUCGACCGAGAGAAAGAGGGAGAUCGCUUUAGCGAGAAUGACAGUUUGGAGAACCGCCGUCUGCUGUGGCAUGGUACGAACAUAGCGGUGGUGGCAGCCAUAUUGAAGAGCGGUCUGAGGAUAAUGCCCCACUCAGGAGGCCGUGUUGGUCGUGGCAUCUAUUUUGCGUCUGAAAACGUAAAGUCUGCAGGUUAUGUACGUCCAUCUAAAAACACUGGAGUGAUGUUUCUGAGUGAGGUGGCCCUUGGAAAAGAGUACACCAUUACCAAAGACACCCCUAAUUUGAAGGCGGCUCCGGCAGGCUAUGAUAGUGUGGUGGCACGAGGCAAUGUGGAACCAGAUCCCACCAAGGACGUCUUCAUCACCCUGGACGAAAAGGAGGUUGCCGUGCCUCAGGGUAAGGCCAUAAAACAGCCCCAGUUUUCAAAGAGCCACUUCUACAACAGUGAAUAUCUCAUCUACAAAGAAAGCCAGUGUCGCCUUCGCUACCUGCUGGAGCUGAACAUGAAAUGUUGAGUCAAGUGAAAGAAAGAAUAACGUGCUUUGACAUCCUCUUUUUUAUUUUUUGUUUUUCUUGAUGAGGUAUAUGGCUUCCUGCGACGCUUAGGUUUGCUGUUGCCCCCUAUAAUAUGCUUAUGUUCUUUAUUGUUCGGGUAAUUGUGGAGAAGUCGUGACUCAUUCUCUUCUGUGCCUUAUUUCAUUUGUCAUAAGCCCUAUUCACACGAGAUGAGUUUUAACUGGACCUCCAUUCAUUUAUAAUAAUCACAGAGGUCGUCUUCGUGCAAAUCGUCCAUGUUGGUGAUUUGUAAAGUAAAAUUACACUGCAAAUUACCUUCCAUAAUUCUUGUAACACAAAGGUCCUCUGAUAAAACUAAUCGAGAGCGAAUCAAUGUCUCUGUGAUUAAGAUGUGAGUUUUUACUUUUUUGCGACACCUGUUUGAUUUGAAGCUUAUUUCUGCCUCUUGUCGCUUAAGAAUAAUGAAGGAUGAGCUAUAAAUCAAAGUUUGGACAGAUGUUAGAGCACGAAGUCGAGAUAUCGCUGAACUGUUCAUCCCGUUUAGAUAAUUAAAUCAAUCAUCAAUGUGUUGGAGCUGAUUUAAAUAUCGUUAGUCUUUCUUCCUCGGGAUAAAUAGUAUCAAAUAUGUAGUUUUAUUAUCCAUUAUAAUUUGCAAAGUAAUUAUAACGGUCUCUGACACGCAGUAGAAUGAGGUGGAAAGUAGCAGAGCCAUAACAAUAGAAUGUGAAUUAGAUAAAAAAAAAAAAAAAAGUUUAUCCCGUGUGAAUACACCACAUGAAACACAGAUGUAGAGGCUAAUAUCUGAAUCACAGGACGUCCUCAGGUAAAACUUAUCGCGUGCGAAGAGGGCUAUACUGCACGUGGUUGCUGCAUGCUUUUGCACUUUAUGAAGACAUUUUACAUGAUAAGAAUAGUAUAGAGGCAAAAGUGCUAUCUGUGCACAUACACGUUUACAGAAGUAUAACGUUCAAGUUGUGGCUAAUGUAGAAAUUGUUGCAGAUUUUCUGGAGCUGUAAGAAAGACUACUAAGAAAUGUCAUAUGUAAGUCAUGAAUAGCUUUGCCUUUCCACAGUAGGUGUCAGUAAUGAGCACCCCUUGUUUAAAACAUUUUUUGCAUUAUGAUAUUGAAGCUGUGAUUAGUAAAUAAACUGAAGAGCCUCUCAAA
Molecule: messenger RNA, 2950 nt
Organism: Mugil cephalus (flathead mullet)
Lineage: Eukaryota; Metazoa; Chordata; Actinopteri; Mugiliformes; Mugilidae
Gene: parp3
Product: poly (ADP-ribose) polymerase family, member 3
Exons: 11
Coding region: 189-1784 (531 amino acids)
Cellular component (GO): site of double-strand break
Molecular function (GO): NAD+ poly-ADP-ribosyltransferase activity
Source: RefSeq, a predicted model, not a curated record